UGAAAUACAUGAGAGAAGCAACCCCCUACGUGAAGAAAGGCUCUCCUGUUUCAGAAAUCGGGUGGGAGACACCUCCCCCCGAAUCUCCCCGCUUGGGUUGUGCCUCUGCUGACCCACUGUCGCAGCUUUCGCUCUCCAUCCACAGAGACAAGAAGACAAUACCGCUCAAGAUGUGCUACGUGACGCGCAACAUGACGGUGUCAGACCCUGAAAACAGACUUAUUGAAGUUCAUUCACCUGAUGCCAAGCACACCGUGGUGCUCAGGAGUAAGGAUUCGGCUACAGCCCAGGCCUGGUUCAAUGCCAUCCACUCCAGUGUCAAUGAGCUCAUCCCCAGGGUGAUUGCAGAGGUCAGAGACCAGCUGGGUAAAACAGGGAUUGCUGGAAGUCGAGAGAUUAGGCAUCUAGGCUGGCUUGCAGAAAAGGUGCCAGGAGACAACGACAAGCACUGGAAGCCAGUGUUGGUGGUGUUGACGGAGAAAGACCUCUUAAUAUAUGAGAGCAUGCCGCGGAUGAAGGAAGCUUGGUUCAGCCCGCUGCAUACCUAUCCCCUGCUGGCCACCAGGUUGGUCCAUUCUGGCCCAGGAAAAGGCUCACCGCAGUCGGGGGUGGAUUUGUCUUUCGCAACCCGUACCGGUACAAGGCAAGGGAUUGAAACCCAUCUGUUCAGGACGGAAACAAGCCGAGACCUCUCACUGUGGACGAGGAGCGUAGUGCAGGGCUGCCACAAUUCUGCGGAGCUCAUCACAGAAAUCACCACAUCUUGCACGUAUAAAAGCCAGGAGUGCCGUUUGACCAUCCAUUACGAACAUGGAUUCUCUCUUACAACUGAGCCGCAAGAUGGUGCCUUCUCUAAGACAAUUGCACAAUAUCCCUAUGAAAAACUGAAAAUGUCCUCAGAUGAUGGGAUAAGGAUGCUUUAUUUAGACUUUGGAGGAAAGGAUGGAGAAAUUCAACUCGACCUUCAUUCCUGUCCGAAACCAAUUGUGUUCAUCAUUCAUUCCUUCCUGUCGGCAAAGAUUACAAGGCUUGGCUUGGUGGCAUAAGUGAGAUGCAUCCGUUUCUUCAAAGAAAGACGGAGCAACCAUGCUAAUCUGAAGUACAGACAUCAGCAGCAACCCGUACCAGCUAGCAGCAUACCCCAGCCUGGGGUUCAGUACCAGGCCUUGGUCAUUUCUGCAGUCUUCCAAGGCCCAGGUUUCAUUUUGAUCAGCUAAAGAGGUGGCAUGACAAGGAAAACCGUGGAUUUCAUUGUAAAUAAUGGGAUUUUAAAAUCUCAUAUCAGACAGUAAAAGCGUGUAGUACCAUACAUGUAAAUGUUUCAGAAUCAUAAAUUGUGCCUAUUUCAAUGUACUUGUUUAUAUAGAAUAAGUAAAGGGCUAAGCAGACAAGAGUGGGUGUUGGUUGUGAUGCAAGCU
Phaethon lepturus (White-tailed tropicbird) is the source of this 1418-nucleotide messenger RNA. RefSeq names its product syntrophin, beta 1 (dystrophin-associated protein A1, 59kDa, basic component 1) (gene SNTB1). Gene Ontology annotation, molecular function: structural molecule activity. The transcript is spliced from 6 exons. Gene Ontology annotation, cellular component: dystrophin-associated glycoprotein complex; intracellular anatomical structure; synapse. Lineage: Eukaryota; Metazoa; Chordata; Aves; Phaethontiformes; Phaethontidae. The record is from RefSeq and is a predicted model, not a curated record. The annotation marks the transcript as partial.